AUGAAGCUCAAUUUACUUGGAACCACCGUGAUUCUGCUAGUUGCCUUCUUACCGCUCUACGAAUGUCGGGCUUUUGAGAUCCCUGGCGGUGCCCUGCGCGUCCCAGCUCCCCAAACCCAAAACUCCCAGCAGCAGCAGCAUGCUGGCCCCAUCCUGGAGCGACUCGGAGAGGAGUAUUUCAUCCGACUGGGCAGCGGGGACACUAACUCUUUUCCAUCGUCGCCCAUGUAUCCCGGCGGAUCACCUGCCAUCUACAACAGAGCAUUGCAGCUCCAGCUGACACGGCGUCUUUUACAAGGGAGAGUUGGAGACGUCAGGGCGCUCAUAAGCGGCUUCGGAGACCGCGGGGACGAGUCGAUGGAGAGGGGAAGGAGGUCCGAGGACCCACCGAUAUCCCUGGAUCUGACCUUCCACCUGCUGCGGGAGAUGAUGGAGAGGUCCAAGGCGGAACAGCUGGCCCAGCAAGCGCAAAAUAACAGAAGAAUGAUGGAGCUCUUCGGGAAAUGA
Messenger RNA from Cyclopterus lumpus (lumpfish), 507 nucleotides. It is a transcript of the gene crhb, whose product is annotated as corticotropin releasing hormone b. Lineage: Eukaryota; Metazoa; Chordata; Actinopteri; Perciformes; Cyclopteridae. Gene Ontology annotation, molecular function: hormone activity. Bases 1 to 507 code for a protein of 168 amino acids. The transcript has a single exon. Gene Ontology annotation, cellular component: extracellular region. The record is from RefSeq and is a predicted model, not a curated record.